AUGGACAUUGAAGAGCGUUUAGAAAAAGCAGAACAAUCUGAUUCUCCAUCUUUGGUUGGAUCUUCCAUUAGAUCAGCCGACGAUUCCACUCACAAGAAUUAUAUCCACCCAGAAAAAUACAAAUCUUCCAAAGAUAUCAACAAAUUGAAAAGAUAUUCGAAAUUGAAUUCAGCAAUUACCGCAUCUUUGGAUGAUUUGAUCAAUGAAGGGGCUUUGUUAGGAUCAGAAGCUGAUUUUGACAAGUUUUUAGACCAGGAUGGUAGUGUCAAGACUGAUGCUCAAUAUACACCCGAAAAAAAGGUUGCUCUGGAAGAAACCGAUGAUGUUACAAGCACUAAAGGUGAUGAAGUUGAAGUUUUGAAAACCCAGAAAGAGGACAAGAAAGCACAAGUUGCAGAAUCUUCCCCUCAGAAAUCUUCUUCUGAUGAAAAAUCUUCUGAAACUGAAUCUUCGGUAAUUGAAUCAGAACCUGAAAUUAGUAGUACUGAAGAUACUGCUACUGAUAAUGUUGGAGGUAAAACUGCUGCCUCUUCCUUCUACAAACAAGAAGAUUAUUCAACCCCUAACUUAUCUGAAUUUCAAUUAGAACACGAUAUUAAAGAUCACAAAGAAUUGAUAGACCACGUCCAAUCUUAUGACUUGCAAAAAUUACCAAAUUCCAAUUCUAGUUUCAAUUCCAAAUUUAGAAAAGAUGAAGAAGUGGUCUCUGCUACAUCAUCACAGCCUACUUUGCUUUCUCCAGCGCAGCAACAAAGAUUAGAAGGUGGAUUACAUACUCCUUUUUUUCAUACUGAAAGACCAAGAUCCAGAUCAAGGUCAGCUAAUCCAACAUCUACAACCAGAGAUAGAUCUUCCUCAAGAAAUUCAACUGGUUCAAGGAAACCUCAUUUGGCUCGUGGUGACUCUUACAAGAGUACUCAUGAAGAAGAACCUUCUAAAUAUGAAUUACCAGCUGAUUUAGCUCAGGAAGUUGAUGAAGCCAAAGAAGAAGAAGAACCAGAUGAAAGACGUUCAAGACAAUCGAAACCAACUAUGGGUGAAUCUAUUGCUGCUGCCGAAGCCAAAGCCGAGGCAUUAGGUAAAGCUGCCGAUCCAGCAUUUGAAGCUGAUACCCCAUUGACUAGAGAUCCUUCAUUAGUAACUACUGGUGAUUAUACUAAUUUUGAAGUUGAUACACCAAAGAAGGAAAUCCCCUUGUCAGACAAUUUCUAUACUGCUCGUUCUGCUUCUGCCACCAAUUAUCUUCGUUCAAUUUCUCGUUCUCGUUCUGCAGCAAGAAAUGCAAGUUCAGUAGUUGGAAAAGAUGAGAAGAAUGAUUCAAGUACUGAUGCAUUGGUUAGAGAAGGCGCUUUGAUCAGUGAUGAUCCAUAUUCUACUAUUGAACAAUUGGAUACCAUGGUAGAAGAGGUUUUACACAUUGGAGACAAUACAUUAACCCUGGAUACAAAAUCAACUGACACGAAAGAUAGUGAGAAGGAAAAGUUUGUCGCAGAACCUAAAAGUGUUGACAAAACGAAAGAAUUAGAAACGAAGACCUCAGAGAAAAGUGAAGAGAGUAAAGAAUCGGGUGUUGAAAAACUAAAAGAGUUCGAUACCGAAAAAGAAAUCUCAGUAGAAGAGUCCAAAAAAGUUGAUGACAACGAUGAAACAGAUUUGAAAGAAUCAAAAGAAACUAAGGUCGAAAAAGCUUCCGAUAAACCAAUUACUCAUGAGGAACUUAUUGAUGAAGAUAUCGAAAAAGCAAAACAUCAAAGUAAUGAAAAAGAUGAUGCCAAUACUGAUGUUCUAGCUGAAGAAGGUGCUUUGGUCAAUGAAGACGAUUAUGAUUUAGUUGAUAAAAAAGAAUUGGAAAAAGAAGGUAUUACAACUGAAGAGGAGGCACCUUUGAAUAUCAAGGAAAAAAAAUCCGAGAAAACUGUUCAAGAAGAUGUUCUUGAAAGUAGUGUAAAAAAAGAUGAUGAAAAGCCAAUUUUAGAUGUUGAAUCAAAAGAAGCUAAGAAAGCUGCGGAUGACGAAGAAAAAGCUGCCAGCGAACAACCACCUCUGGAUAUUGUGGAAAAGUCAUCAAAGGAAACUGAAGAGAAAGAAACAGAUGAAACAACUAAAGAAGAAUUACCAGUUGGCACUAAAGUAGAGGAUUCAGAGAAAGAUACUACCACUUUGAAAUCAGAAGUAGAGGAAUUGGAAAAAUCUGAAGAGCAACCUUUAGAUAUUAAAAAGAAAGAAGUUGUCGAAACCAAAGAUGACGUCGCCACAGAAAAAUCUAAAGAUGUUGAACAGGCUGUUUCUUCAACUACCAAAGAAACAACAAAACCUGAAGUUUUGGAAACUGAAAAACCGAAGCCCGCAGUUGCUGAUGAUGAUGAUUUGGAUGAUUUGGAUAUUUCGCCAGAAGAAAUCCGUAAACAUCUUGAAUCACAACCAGUUUAUAUUUUCACUUCAUUAGCCGGUGGUAUGCAAGUCAUACUUAGAUCAAAUAAUUUGGCGGCUAUUUUACAAGGUAAUGGAAUCAAAUUUGAGUAUCGUGAUUUGGGAACUGAUGAAGAAGCUAAAAAGAUUUGGAAAAGACAAGCUAAUGGUAAGACUUUACCAGGUGUUGUCAGAGGAGAUGAUUAUAUUGGUAAUUGGCAAGAAAUCGAGGAUGCUAAUGAAGAAUACAGAUUGAGAGAGUUGUUAUAUGAAACUUUAUAG
Molecule: messenger RNA, 2691 nt
Organism: Candida albicans SC5314
Lineage: Eukaryota; Fungi; Ascomycota; Pichiomycetes; Serinales; Debaryomycetaceae
Exons: 1
Coding region: 1-2691 (896 amino acids)
Cellular component (GO): cytoplasm
Source: RefSeq, a predicted model, not a curated record